AUGGGCUCAGUGCCCCAACCUGUGUUUGGUCAGUGGUUUGGGAUUGAGAAACUAGUCAGGGAGUGCCAAAAUGGAGACAACGAGAACAUACAACCGAAUGAGAUUGUCAAUAUCCAAAGCAAAGUAUCUGAACCGGGAGAAGAGCAUUCCCUCUUGAUAGAAUCAGACAGCAUUGAAAAGCGUAUUGAGGAACUAAAACGGAUCCAGUGCCGACAUAAGGACCAUGAAAUCGAUUAUCUUGAGAAGAGAGCUAAAUUGAAGGAUGAUUACCUCAAUGGUUGUAAAGUCGUGCAUGAGCAAGGGUGGAACGAGUUUUUACUUUCUAAAUUGAAGACAACUGAAGUUCUUGCCGAUGAGGACUGGCGGUUGAUUCAUCCUGUUAGCUACAGGGUGAAAAAGUAUCGUGUGCUAAAGCGAGACUUUUUACGGGAAAGAGCUAGAUUAGAGGCAAAAUACCAAAACUGGUUCCGGGAUCUGUACAAGGAGAGGUUUGAGAUUGUGAAUGGUGCAACUGAAGUUAGAGAACUAAAUACUAAAGGAGGAGUGCCGGAGUUUUGGCUCAAAGCAAUGAAAAACAAUGAAGUCCUUGCCGAUUACCGAGCGUGAUGAAGGGGCUUUGAAGUACCUACAAGAUAUAGAGUGGAGGAGGUUAGGGAGUCGUGCGAGAGGGGGUUUCGAGCUGAAGUUCAUAUUUGCUCAUAAUCCAUAUUUUGAAAAUUCUUCCCUCUUAAAACAAUUCACGCAUGAGCAAACAUCUGCGUCAGAGAUCAAUUGGCGUCAUGGUCAAAGCUUGACACAUAAGCUUAUAGUGAAGCCAGGAA
Messenger RNA from Fragaria vesca subsp. vesca, 821 nucleotides. RefSeq lists its product as uncharacterized. Gene Ontology annotation, molecular function: chromatin binding; histone binding. The transcript is spliced from 7 exons. The record is from RefSeq and is a predicted model, not a curated record. Gene Ontology annotation, cellular component: nucleus; chromatin. Bases 1 to 606 code for a protein of 201 amino acids. Gene Ontology annotation, biological process: nucleosome assembly. Lineage: Eukaryota; Viridiplantae; Streptophyta; Magnoliopsida; Rosales; Rosaceae.